UAUAAAUGACAAGGUGACAGUUUCUCUCAUCCUACACUCAUUGACUGCCGCUGUGCGCGAGAGCAGCUAAUCCCGGACCCUCCGAAACCGUAACAAACCGCUUCCAGCCAUGUAUGCCUGCGCCAAGUUCAUCACUUCUCCCGCUGUGCUGCGUGGGGGGUCCAGAGUCCUCGCCCGGCCAGUCUCAGUCUCCCUCUUCAACAGACCUGAAGCCACAGUGGAGCAGCAGGCCCUGUUGCCAGUCAGCCAGUCUGCAGUCCUGACCCGGUCCUUCCAGACCAGCGCUGUCUCCCGGGACGUCGACACUGCCGCCAAGUUCAUUGGUGCUGGUGCUGCAACAGUGGGUGUGGCCGGCUCAGGAGCUGGAAUCGGAACAGUGUUCGGCAGCCUCAUCAUUGGCUAUGCCAGGAACCCCUCCCUGAAGCAGCAGCUCUUCUCCUACGCCAUCCUGGGUUUCGCUCUGUCUGAGGCUAUGGGUCUCUUCUGUCUGAUGGUGGCGUUCCUCAUCCUCUUCGCCAUGUAAACCCGAAAAAAACACACCCACAGCUCCGGCUCCCUUCACUUCCCCCUUCUUCCCCGUCUCAUUUCCUUCCUUUGCUCCCUUCUCCCUCCCUCCCUUCCAUCCGGAGGGGGGUUUCCAGGAUGGGAACUCUGAAUGAGCUGAUAGGCCAUUCCAAUCAGAAAAAUAUAAAUGGAAAGAAUAUCUACAUCUGAGGUUAAUAAACCUCCAAUCCUACAUUUUUAUGUUCCUGCGCUUAUUUUUGUUUUUCAGGAGUUUUAUGUAAGACCUCACUUCGGUUAAAAUAAUCUGUCCAAAAUAAAUGGUUGGGAUAACUAAAAAAA
Messenger RNA from Plectropomus leopardus (leopard coralgrouper), 843 nucleotides. It is a transcript of the gene atp5mc1, whose product is annotated as ATP synthase membrane subunit c locus 1. Gene Ontology annotation, biological process: proton motive force-driven ATP synthesis; proton transmembrane transport. NCBI's taxonomy places the organism in Eukaryota, Metazoa, Chordata, Actinopteri, Perciformes, Serranidae. The record is from RefSeq and is a predicted model, not a curated record. Gene Ontology annotation, molecular function: proton transmembrane transporter activity.